Molecule: messenger RNA, 1616 nt
Organism: Pisolithus orientalis
Lineage: Eukaryota; Fungi; Basidiomycota; Agaricomycetes; Boletales; Pisolithaceae
Exons: 5
Coding region: 1-1167 (388 amino acids)
Molecular function (GO): protein binding
Source: RefSeq, a predicted model, not a curated record
AUGGGUCGAGCACGCCAAAAGCAGCGGAAAUUCAGCUCGACUGCGUCUCAGCCCGCAUCGUCGUCUUCCCAGCCGCCGCCCAUCGCAUCGCUCCUAGCAAAGGCCCAGGAUCUGAUCAUACAAUGCGACUAUCCACUCGCUCGCAAAUUCAUAGAGCGCAUCCUCUCCCGGGAGGAUGGCACCCCCACCGAGAAAAACCAAGCUAGAGAAAUGAUGGGCGUCGAAGUCGAUGCAGCUAAGGAGGUGUUUUUGAGCCUGGUGCCCCCACACCCGGAUGCUCCAUCUCCUCCGCCUCCAUCAGCGUACCUCCACCUCGCGCAGCUGUCCGAUGAUGACCCCCACGCUGGCUUGUCUCACUAUCAGACCGCCAUCGACCUUCUCCACGCACAACUCAAGGGUAAAUCACCCGUAGUUUCAAACGUAGAUGACGACGAUGACAGCGAGACCAAAAGUAACAUCGUCCGUGCAUACUUGGGAAUGAUAGAGAUCUGGAUGGAUCCAUCUCACGAUUUAUGCUUUGAUCCAGCAGCAUCAUCUACCUGUGAUACAUUACUCUCUCGCGCCCUCGAGGUCGACCCUCAAAAUCUAGAGACGCUGCAAACCCUCGCUAGCGUCCGUCUCUCGCAGGAGAAACCUGAGGAGGCACUGCAAGCUCUCCGUGCCUUCCCAUUACCACCCCCAGAUCCACAUUCACUUAAUACCAGUACUACGGAUCCCCAGAGUUAUGCUUCUCUGCUUCUGAACGCGUUGCCUAUACCCGUUCGAAUUACGCGCGCAAAAUUGUUGUUGGAGUGUAAUGCCUAUUCCGAUGCGCUGUCUCUCCUCGAAGGCGUGCUUGCUGCCGACGAUGCGAACGUGGAUGGUUGGUAUUUGAUGGGAUGGUCGUGGUGGUUGUUGGCGGGAAGGAGGAAGGAAGGGGAUGUGACUGUUGCCGAGAGCCUUGGAGAGGAUGGGGAACAGCUAGAGUGGCAGGACAUGGCUAGAGAUUCAAGGGAUUGUUUGGAGACAUGUCGGGGGUUCCCAGACGAGCCCCUUAUGGAACAUGUGCAAGAGCUGAUCACGACGCUGGAAGGGCUUGGAAUUCAUCCAUCCCCGGCUGACGAAGAGGCGAACGGCGAAGCUUGGGAAGACGUUGGUGACUCUGACGAGGAUGUCGAGAUGCUGUGAGUACCAGUACUACUUGCAGCCAAUAAAGGUACCCUAUCUAUUGUAGCACUUUGUAUCACGUGAUCACACUGUACGGAAUGUUGCAUCGUGGUUUCCGUGCUUUCUCUGCCCGGCAGAGGGCCCACCGAUUGGUCUGUCUUGCUUGUUCUUCUCUAGUCCAUCUUGAGUUGCGUCGAGUAAGCAAGGGGCGGACCUGCAACGGAGAAGCGUGCGGUCAGGGCAUAGUUAUUGGACACCAUGCAAACUCCGAACGAACGCCCUACUCAGCUUGACAGGGCUACUACAGCCGAGGUGUGCACUUACAUUACCUUCCAGCAGCAGUGGUCGCUCAUGCUCUGCAGAUCCUUGCCAGUGAUUGGGAAGAUCUCUCAGAUUCCGAGAGCACUCCCGAGCAGGCCCGUUCCAGUAAUGCAAGCAUAGGAAGUAAUACACCGAGAAAGCGUCGGAGA